Paramecium sonneborni is the source of this 549-nucleotide messenger RNA. The record is from the annotation of a GenBank genome assembly. NCBI's taxonomy places the organism in Eukaryota, Ciliophora, Oligohymenophorea, Peniculida, Parameciidae.
AUGUUAAACUUAAAAUAACUUUUAAUUGCACUACAUCUCAUCACAAUAAUACUUUAUUUUAAUCGAUUGCAAUAUUCAAUCUAAGAGAUAUUACAACAUUAGAGCAUCUACUCUUAUAAACUUGUAAAUGAUUAUUCUGCUCAAUCUAUUAAACUUGUUUAUUAAUCUAUUGGAAUAUCCUUGGCUUUUUACAUGAUUUUCACAGCCUCUUACAUCAUUCAAUUAAUAGUAUUGUUUUUCAGAAGUAAUAAAAACUUAAAUCGAUACAUAUAUUAUCACAUUUAUUUAUUAAUACUCCUUUAUACUGUAGGCUAAUUAGUAUAAAUUUAUUAUUACAAUUUUCAAGAAGAAUUGACUAAAUUAACAGCUUAUUAAAAUGAGGAAAAUAAAUAGGAUGCUAUCAAAGAUCUGCAAGAAGAAGGUCAACUUGCAUAAACUAUUUGGUAAUUAUAUUUUAUGUUUACUGUGAUCAUAAUCGUUGUCUUAAAAAUUACUUAUUUGUAUUUUGGAUUGCACUAAUAUGCCUAGUUUAUGGAAAUCGAAUUAUGA